Messenger RNA from Chlamydomonas reinhardtii, 1889 nucleotides. RefSeq lists its product as uncharacterized. The coding region runs from base 300 to 854 and encodes 184 amino acids. NCBI's taxonomy places the organism in Eukaryota, Viridiplantae, Chlorophyta, Chlorophyceae, Chlamydomonadales, Chlamydomonadaceae. The transcript is spliced from 3 exons. The record is from RefSeq and is a predicted model, not a curated record.
GAUGUUAUCAGCAGCACCGACCCACCCAAUUAACCCAUCGAAGAUGGCCAAUGCCGCGGUCCGUCAGCGGCGGGUUCACCUGUUCUCUUUGCACUUUAGGUGACGGAUGCGCUGUAUUGCGUUUUAAGUGUACCAUGCAGCAAGGAUUGAGCAAACUUUCCCGCGCGCGCGGUUACGACCUCGAAAGGCUGCCCGAGGACUCGCCUGUCCUGGACUUCUGCAACUACUAUGAUACAUCUGAUGCCAGAGAGAGCUUCUUAAUCGACCAGGACAAGAGAAGGAGGAGACGCAAGAGAAGAAUGUCCUCCUCGUCGUCAGAAGCUGGCAGCGACGACCUCCGGAUUCAGCUUGCAGCUGCGGAGACGCGUGCGGUGGAUGCGGAGACGCGUGCGGUGGAUGCGGACACGCGUGCGGAGGAUGAGCAGAGGCUUAGGUUGGAUGCGGAAAGGCGGGCAUCGGCUGCGGAGAGGCUUCUGGACGUGGCGGCCGCCCAGUACUCUGCCAGGAUGGCCGCCUUGCUGGACAUGCUGGUCACGGCCGCGGUGGUUGCACUGGCGGCCUUCUUCGGUGGCUUUGGCGCCCUCGCGCCCCUGUACAUCGUGUUCGUGAGCUGGCGCUGCCGCGACCUGCUCCCACGGCCGCACCGGCAGUGGCGCGGCGUGGUGGCCGCGGCCGCGACCGUGGCGUUCGCGGCCUUCGGUUACAAGGUCGCGACAUCCGCGGGCUUCGUCUCCAAGGCCGUGGCGUGCGCGAGCAUUUUCGAAGCCGUGGCCUACGCGGCCUUCGUCCCCUGCGUGGCGCUGCUCGUGGCUCGUGCAGCACUCGUCACACUCACACGUGCAAUCAGGUCGUGAGGCGCCACUCCGUCAUGAGCCGCGGAUCAUCAGCGAACAGAGUGCGGGCGUGGUGGACGCGGGCGUGGUGCUGCCGGCGAACUGCUGCUGCCAAGACACGGCCGGAUUGUUACAGACGACUGGAUGUUGUGUUUGGUCACGGUCCGUCAUCAGCGCGGCGCAGCUGGCCAGCUCGCGAGUACGGUGUACUGCUUUUAGUGCCGGAGGGCAGCAGGUAGGGGCAGGUGUGUUUGAGGCUCUGGCUGACGGCUGGCCGGCGGCGUAUGCAGCAUGCCGCGGGCGCUUGGUGGCGGCGCUGGUGCUGGUGCAGUUUGUGUAUCGCGUGCGUGCGCAUUGCACACUGGCGCACGCGUUUUUGACUGUUGAACUGGUUUCGGCACGUGCGUGUGUGCGGCUAAUAUAAGAAUGACUUGAUCCCCACCAUCUGCCGCGUGGGUGGCCUUACUUGAAACGGGCUGGUGGUGAUGGCAACACUGGCGUGGUGCCGGAAAGCAGACAGUGUGUUUCGGAGGUAGGGGCCCAGCAGGGCAUGGCUGGUGCCUUGGUGGGCGUGGGGGCAUGGGUGGGGGCCAGGGCAGGCGGUGCGCAAGUCCAUGGACUCACGGAGGCAGUCCUUCAGGGGCAAGCGCGGCGCGAGGCAGGCAGACAGACAGAUAGAGCAUGGGGCGGCUCGUAGGCAGUGAGGUAGGGCGGGCCAUCUUGAAAGCAGGGGUGCAGGGUGGCCAACUGGGUCGGUGGGUGCUGCCCGAUGCACAGGGGACCGGUUGGUGGCGCGGCUUACAUCAUAAGGCGGCAUGCACGUGUGUGGCUGGUCGCUUAUCGUUGCGGGUCAGGAGUUUUUGGGUCAUGGAGCCCGGACAAUUAGUACCGUCAAAUUAGUACCAUAUGCAAACCCCUGCAUCUCUGCGACCCAUUUAGGUGUGCCUCUCAGCAUUCUAUCUCGUGCCGCUGCCAAGCAGGACUAGGCGCGCUGACCCAUGGCAUCUAUAUUCAACACGUCGUAGACCCCCACCAUGUGUGACGGCAUCAACCCGU